This is a messenger RNA of Verticillium dahliae VdLs.17, 1608 nucleotides long. RefSeq names its product general amino acid permease AGP3. The record is from RefSeq and is a predicted model, not a curated record. The transcript is spliced from 3 exons. Gene Ontology annotation, cellular component: membrane. Gene Ontology annotation, molecular function: amino acid transmembrane transporter activity. The coding region runs from base 1 to 1608 and encodes 535 amino acids. Gene Ontology annotation, biological process: amino acid transmembrane transport. Lineage: Eukaryota; Fungi; Ascomycota; Sordariomycetes; Glomerellales; Plectosphaerellaceae.
AUGGCCCACCAUGACGACGGCAAGGACUACCAUGUCCAGCAUGACCACCCGACGCCGCUGCCGGCUUCUGAUGGCCCGGCCGUCGCCGCCGCCGCCCUUGGCGUUUCCGAACAGGAACGCGCCCGUCACGGCCACGGCAUUUCGCCUACCGUCGAAGACCACACCCUCGAGUCGCACCCCGACAAGACAGACAGCAGCUCCGAUGACUUCAACGCCAUCGACCCCAAGUCUGGCGUCAAGCGCGGGUUGAAGACGCGCCACCUCAGCAUGAUGGCCCUUGCUGGCAUCAUCGGGCCUGGCCUUCUCGUCGGUUCAGGCGGUGCUCUCGCCAACGGUGGUCCUGCUUCGCUGAUCAUUGGCUUUGGCGUCAUUGGCAUCGUGGCCUUCAGCAUCAUGCAGAGUCUCGGCGAGAUGACGACCUUGUACCCCUCAGGCGGCGCCUUCACGGCCCUGGGCGAUCGCUUUGUCGACAAGGCUUUUGGUGUCGCGAUCGGCUGGAACUACUACAUCAUCUGGUUCUGCGUGCUCGCCAACGAGUACAAUGCGCUGUGUAGCAUCUUUGUCUAUUGGAGCGACAAGGUGCCUCUUUGGGGAUACUUCCUACUGUUCUGGUUUGCCUUUACCGGCUUUCAACUGCUUGGUGUUGAAUCCUUCGGCGAAUCCGAGUUCUGGCUCGCCCUGCUGAAGCUCGUCGGCCUUGUCGCUUACUUCUUCUUCUCGCUCGUCUACGUCUCCGGAGGAAUCCCCGGUCAGGAGGCCCUCGGCAACCGCUACUGGGUCGACCCCGGCCCAUGGAACAAUAAUGGCUUCCGAGGCAUGGCUACUGUUUUCGUCUUCUGCUCGACGUUCUACGCCGGCGUUGAAUCUGUUGCCGUGGCCGCCACAGAGACCAAGAACCCUGGCCGUGCCGUGCCCCUCGCCAUUCGCCAGGUCUUCUGGCGCAUCAUCUUCAUCUACAUGGGCUCGGCUAUCUUUUUUGGCCUCACCUGCCCCGCCAACUCGGACAUGCUCGUCAACGCCAAUGCCAAGGCCCUGCAGAGCCCAAUGACGGUCGCCAUUCAGAACGCUGGCUGGCAGGGUGGCGUGCACCUGAUCAAUGCCUUCAUCUGCGUCACUUGCUUGAGCGCCUGUAACGCUUCCAUCUACAUCGGCUCGCGCACGCUGCUCUACAUGGGUCAGGACGGCAAAGCGCCCAAGAUCCUCGGCUGGACCAACAAGCGCGGUGUUCCCAUCCCGGCUAUUCUCUUCACUAACCUCUGUGGCGCCCUGUCCAUGAUGAACAACAGCACCGGUGCCGGCAAGGCGUACGGUUACAUUGUCAACCUCAGCGGCGUGUCGACGUUUCUCGUCUGGGGCUCCAUCUCGUUUGUGCAUAUUCGCUUCCGCCAGGCCUGGAAGGCACAGAACCUGAACGAGGCCGACCUGCCGUUCAAGUCGCUGCUGUACCCGUACAACGCAUACUUUGGGCUCGGCGCCAACAUGUUCCUGGCUCUCGUGCAGGGCUGGACGAAUCUGUCGCCGUUUGAUGCCGGUGGCUUUGUCGAUGCAUAUAUUCUGCUGCCGCUGCAGGAGGCGCGAUCUCGAGCCCACGAGGGAGAGAGAGGCUGA